This is a messenger RNA of Sphenostylis stenocarpa, 306 nucleotides long. The record is from the annotation of a GenBank genome assembly. Lineage: Eukaryota; Viridiplantae; Streptophyta; Magnoliopsida; Fabales; Fabaceae.
AUGUUGAAUACAAGAAAUGAAUCAUCAACAAAGGCUAUGAUUGCAAAGUUGUAUGAAUGUGACCCUCAUUGGUUCACAUUUAUAGAGCCUUUAUUUUGGGCGGUUGAUAUAUUUAUAGAAUUAUCUUCCCAGCUAACUUUAUAUCUUUGGUGGGACCUUCAUUUUGGUUAUAAUGGGUUAUGGCCUUCCACAUCAAGUACCAAAAUGCUCCCUCAGGACAUGCAGAAGCCAGCCAUCCUAAUUGGGGAGGGGGUGGGGGUCAGGAAGAGGGUGUUGGAUACAGCAAGGAAAGCGAACGAUGCCUAA